Messenger RNA from Ilex paraguariensis (yerba mate), 324 nucleotides. The record is from the annotation of a GenBank genome assembly. NCBI's taxonomy places the organism in Eukaryota, Viridiplantae, Streptophyta, Magnoliopsida, Aquifoliales, Aquifoliaceae.
AUGAAACAUCAAACUCUGAAAUUUGUUGCUGCCAUAGAUAUGUUGCACACGUUUCUCAGAGUUCUGGGAAUAGAUCAUUUUCAAAAGAUGAACUCAUUUGGAAUCGAGGAUUUCGCCCAAAAAUAUGGAGAUCUAAAACCUUCUCAGUUCGUUGAUGUGAUCUCGCUUGUGGGUGACAAGGCCGAUAAUAUACCAGGUCCUUUAAUAGUUAUUCCAGAAUCACUGUAUGGGCAUUAUGCCAGUCUCUCAUAUGUUUUCUCCUGGGAGAAAGUUCUUAUGUUGAGCAAUCUAAUGGGAAGCUUGGGAAAUGGGAAACAAGUCUAA